AUGAGACCCGCCGUCCUGACCGCCGCCCGCCUUCUGCUCCUCCCCCUCGCCUCCGCCGCGCCCCUCUCCGGCUUCUUCGACCGAUCCCGCGUACACACCUUCGCUGACGACGACGCCCCCAAAGACGCCGACGACCCUUCGCUAUGGAUCUAUCUCGCCGUCGCCAUUGCGCUCGUACUCCUCGGAGGAGUCUUCGCGGGUCUGACCAUUGCGUUGAUGGGGCAGGAUGAGACGUAUUUGCAGGUCAUUGCUACGUCUGGUGACGGCAGUGAGAGGAGACAUGCGGAGAAGGUGUUGAAGCUGUUGAACAAGGGGAAGCAUUGGGUGUUGGUUACGUUGCUGCUCAGUAAUGUCAUUACGAAUGAGACGCUGCCGAUUGUGCUGGAUCGGAGUUUGGGCGGUGGAUGGCCGGCGGUUGUGAGUAGUACUGUGCUGAUUGUCAUCUUCGGUGAAGUCGCGCCUCAAUCUGUCUGCGUACGAUACGGUCUAUCCAUCGGUGCCUUCAUGGCGCCUUGUGUCCUUGUCCUCAUGUGGAUUAUGUGCCCUGUCGCCUGGCCUACCGCGAAGCUUCUCGACUGGCUGCUGGGUGAAGAUCAUGGAACCAUGUAUAAGAAAGCAGGUCUCAAGACGCUGGUGACAUUGCACAAGACUUUGGGCACAGGUGCUGGGGAGAGAUUGAUGGAGGAUGAGGUCACGAUCAUCAACAGUGUGCUCGAUCUCAAAGAGAAGCCGGUGGGAGACAUCAUGACGCCCAUGCAAGACGUCUUCACGAUGAGUGCCGAUACGAUCCUGGACGAGCGAAUGAUGGACACGAUCCUCUCGCAGGGCUACUCAAGAAUACCCAUCUAUGCUCCCGAGAACCCGCGGAAUUUCAUUGGCAUGCUGUUGGUCAAGAUCUUGAUCACAUACGACCCCGAAGACUGCAAGCGUGUCCGCGACUUUUCUCUAGCCACCCUUCCUGAGACGGCACCUCACACCAGCUGUCUGGACAUCAUCAACUUCUUUCAAGAAGGCAAGAGCCACAUGGUACUGGUUUCAGAUUUCCCUGGUCAGGACAAGGGCGCACUUGGUGUUGUGACACUGGAAGAUGUGAUUGAAGAGCUAAUUGGAGAGGAGAUCAUCGACGAAAGUGACGUGUUCGUUGAUGUACACAAAGCGAUCCGACGAAUGGCUCCUGCGCCGAAGACACGAUUCAACAGCCGGCAAUGGCUGUCCUCGGAGAGGGAACGAGAUCAAGCUCUGGUAGAUAUCGAGGAUGGAAAGGAACCCAAUGAAAACGAACCUCUGCUGAAGAAGGAGAGUGGAGCCGGUAGCCGAAAGUCGUCACUCGCGAAUGGUCAGGCGACGUUCUUGAUGCGUAGGAAGUCCAGUGCGGCGUCGGAUGUUCCGCAGAAUGCGCCAACUGUGCCUGUUAGAACCAGGCCUGUCGACAUGAAGGAGCAUCUCAAACAUCUGGGACCAUCGAAUGCGGCGAGCCACCCUCGGCAAACGAAGUAUACGUCGGUGAAGAUCAAGCCGGGGGUCGGCACGAUUCCUGAGAACAGAGCCACUACUAGAGGCGCGGAGAUGGAGCGAUCUAAAAGCAAUUCGAUUAUGACGCCUUCGACGACUACAGCCAUUGACCAUGUGAGCGACAAGGCCGAAGUCAAUUCGUUGAGGGGCAAGGUCGCCAGUGGUGGGGCGGCCGCCGUGUAUGGGACUAUGGGAACGCCAACGCAGAGUGUACGACGGAUGUCGGAAGAAGUUAUGAGGCCUAUGAGUGCGCAUGAAGCCUCGCUAGUGGCACAGGAGAACACUGGCGACGAACGGCAAUCCCCUGCUGCAACGAACGGCCCAGCCGGAGAUCAAUCCAUGGAGCCGCUGAAACUUCCGGGGAAGAUGGUCGUCGGCGACACCGUGACCGAGGAGCCAGCCGCGGCAGACGGCGAAGACGACACCGUCGGCGAAUUGGGAGGAGGAAGUUCAUUCUCGACCGAGCGCUCUUCGAAACGCCGACUAGCCGCACGAUCGGGCAGUAUCACCGAAACGACCGUCGACUCCGGAGGACUGAAAAAAGUCGUCCUCGAAACCACCAGCAGCAGCGAGGAAGGCCUCGAAGACGGUACGAGAAGCCCCAAGAGCACCGGGGGCGGCGGCGGCAGGAGUCCCAUGUUCUUCGGCAUGACUGCGAGGAAAACGGACGAGGAAGACGAGGAAGACGAGGAGAGUAGUGGGAAAGGUGGAGAGGCUGGUGAGGGGCAGAACGGCGAGGGGAAGAGGAAGCGGAAGAAGAGGGGGAAGAGGAAGAAGGGUGGUUCGUAG
Messenger RNA from Zasmidium cellare ATCC 36951, 2301 nucleotides. RefSeq lists its product as uncharacterized. Gene Ontology annotation, biological process: magnesium ion homeostasis. Gene Ontology annotation, cellular component: intracellular membrane-bounded organelle. Bases 1 to 2301 code for a protein of 766 amino acids. The transcript is spliced from 2 exons. NCBI's taxonomy places the organism in Eukaryota, Fungi, Ascomycota, Dothideomycetes, Mycosphaerellales, Mycosphaerellaceae. The record is from RefSeq and is a predicted model, not a curated record.